Molecule: messenger RNA, 12051 nt
Organism: Mytilus californianus (California mussel)
Lineage: Eukaryota; Metazoa; Mollusca; Bivalvia; Mytilida; Mytilidae
Product: neural-cadherin-like
Exons: 34
Coding region: 250-8940 (2896 amino acids)
Biological process (GO): homophilic cell-cell adhesion
Cellular component (GO): plasma membrane; catenin complex
Molecular function (GO): cadherin binding; calcium ion binding
Source: RefSeq, a predicted model, not a curated record
UCUGUGACGCGACUACCUGGAUUUUUACCUGUACUAUACAAAGGUGGGGAUAUAAUCAUAAUAACAUUCCAUAGAUUAUAGUGUUUUAUUUCGAAUUUUCAAAAUGUGGAUUUUUUUGUGAGAAAAAUGUGAACUUGGAAUAUUUUUUGGACGUAUUUUAUUGAAACUUUGUAUAUAUAAUUUGUUUAUUUUCAUACAACAGUAUUUCAUAUUUGAAAUUGAUUAAUCAAACUAUAGGUAUAAUCCAAGAUGGCGUCUAAAAAUCAGGUAACAAUCAUUUAUAUUUGUUUGGAGUUAUUACUUUUUGUUUCGUUUAUUUUCACUGCAACUAUUUUCAAAGACAACUUUGAACUAACAGUGCCACAUAAUGCUAGAAUUGGACACAUUGUAACCAAACUAUGUUGUGUAGAAGAUGAAAUAUCAAUACGACCGGAAGGAAGUCCACAAGAUGAUCAACUAUUUUCAAAACUAUUUUCUAUUAAAAGUGGAAAUCUAGUCGUCAAAAGUGAUAUAUCGUUAUAUGAAGGGAAAUAUUUUUUGGUUUCCGCAUUUUCAAACAACAACUGCUUCAGCAAUGUUGGCGAAAGACGGACGUUUGGCAUUUUUAUUCAAAAUUCAAAGGAUUAUAUGCAACUGGAGAAAAGAAUAUACCAUGGGGUUAUACAGAGAAGUUCUAAGCCUGGACUUCUGGUUGAAGGACUUGAAAGUCUUGUCGGGUUACUUAACUCAGAUACUAAAAUUUCAUGUGAAAUACAUGGUGACAGUUCAAACUUAUUUGAACUUAUAUCCUCUGGAUUCAGACUCAUUUCAAAAUUACCAACAGAAAGUAAAGCCUUAUAUUUUUCCCUUCAAUGUACAAAUGGAAAAGGGCAUGGGCAUUCCGGUAUUCACAUUUCUGUCGCAGACGACAAUCAGGGAAACAGCCCAUCACAGUUUCGUAAUCAGCUGUCACAGAAGACCAAAGUCGCCGUCCAACAGGACAAUCUUAUUCAAUCUUUCGAUCAACAGCCACACCUUCGAGUAAGACGCCAGGCUGUAACACUUACGUUGUCCGUUAACGAAGAUAAGACUGACAUCCUGACUUUAGAAAACCCCCAACCAGGAGUAACCACCCUGUUGUGGUCAGUUUCUUCAGACGACACUGACACAUUCAUAGUUAAUAACCAAGGCAAAGUUAGUGUAAAACCAGGAAAAAAACUCGACUACGAUUUUGGUCCAAGGAAUUACAAUAUACAGGUCCUAGUCAAAUCGUCAGAUGGACAGCAAGUUUUGAAAACCUACCAAGUUGAUAUAACAGUCAAUGAUGUGAAUGAUGAAGUCCCUCGGAUCACUAAUCAUCCUACACCGUACCAAGCUGCUGUAGAUCCUGCCUCCUCUGCAGGAACACUUGUUUACCAGCUGUCUGCUUACGAUCCAGAUACUACUGCUAAUGUUAAAUUUUAUCUUGAAGUUCCAAAUGAUAAUUUUGAUGUUGAACCCAAUACUGGCUGGAUAAAGACUAAACAGACAUUAAGUAAUUCAGACUCCUUUGUUGUCCGUGCAUAUGCAGCAGAUACUGCUGCGACUGGUAUAGCACAGAAAAGUCCUACAGUUACUGUAACCGUAUAUACUGGUAACCUAAAACCACAGUUUAAUGAAACAGCUUAUACAGCCAAAGUCCAAGAGACAAAUCAAGCAGAUCAAACCUUUGACACAUUGUCACCAGAUGGCAAUGUCAGUUUGGUUUAUGCAAUCAAUUUCCAGAAAAAAAUUGGAGGAACAACCACCUAUACUGUAUUGGAUGGGUCUUCCAUCUCGGAUAAGUUUAAAAUUGAUAAUGAUGGUAAAGGAAUUAUGUUGACUGCACUGGAUUAUGAAGUGGACCCACGAACAUUUUCACUCACAAUUCAAGCAGAGGACAGUCAUUCUCAACUUAAAUCUACAGUUCCGCUGACAAUUUUAUUGGAGGACAAAAAUGAGUUUGAUCCAACCUUCACCUUAUCAACAUACACAGCCAGGGUCCCGGAAGAUUUAGCUAUUGGCCAAGCCAUACUGACAGUUACUGCUAAUGAUCAAGAUUUAAGCUCAGUAUUGUCAUUCUGGGUUAGUGAACCUUUGUUUAGAGUACAGUCACUAACUGCCAAUACAGGUCAGCUGCAAGUUAACAGCACUUUAGAUUAUGAUCGUCAAACUAGUCAUCGAUAUGAGUUUGACAUUUAUGUUAAAGACAAUGGCGUACCAUCUCGUACAAGUCAGGCUAAGGUGCUCAUUGAUCUGACCAAUGUCAAUGAUGAAAAACCACAGUUCCAAGAUGAUAACAUGGUAACCACCAUCAAGGACAACAUAGCUUCAGGAACAGAUGUAUACUUGGUACAGGCUGUUGACCCUGAUGGUGAUAAAGUUACAUACAGUUUUGAAAAUAAUGCAAAUGUAAAAGACAUUUUUCAAAUAAAUGGUCAGACUGGGCAAAUCACUGUUCAAGGCUCUGUUCCUCCUAACAUUGAUCAGUAUAAUUUAAAAGUUUGGGCUACAGAUGAUGGUAGUUGCUGUACAGCAAGCAGACCGAAUCUUCGACAAGAGUCUACUGUUACUGUUAAUAUUGUUGAUGCUGUUAACACCAAGCCAUCGUUUACUGAUUGUAGUUCAUACAAACCAAAAGUUCUGGAGAAUGAACCUGCUGGUACUUCAGUUUUUACUGUUUCAGCAACAGAUAACAACAGAGGUGACAAUGGGGUAGUAGAUUAUUUUGCAGUGACUGAUAGUCAGACUGUUUAUUUUACUAUAAAUCAGACGACAGGGGAAGUAACCACAGUCAUGCCACUCGAUAGAGAAAGUUUUGGGUCUCGUUAUCUUUUCUUCACCGUGCGUGCUGUAGAUAAGGGCCAACCUCCUGGUGACGACUAUUGUACUUUCCCAAUUACUAUUGACGACGAUAAUGACAAUAGUCCAGAAUUUGGAGCAGCUCAGUAUGCUGGAAAUGUUUUAAAAACUGCUACCGAUAAUACAGUUGUGAUGACUGUGAAAGCAACAGAUAAAGACAUUGGUGUUAACGCUGAAGUAACAUACAGUAAAGCUGUAGAUACAGAUUACUUCAACAUUAAUACAGAUACAGGAGUAAUUACUGUGGCAAGGAGUUUAAUGAGUGCUCCGGACAGUGUUGUAUUCCAAGUAAAGGCUACAGACAAAGGAAUUCCUCCCAGAAGUUCAGUUAAUGUUAUCAUUACAAUCACAAUUGCAAAUGAUGAUGGUCAGAAUCCACCUGUAUGGAGUUCCAACACUCCAACGUUUAACGUUAAUGAAACAAGUCGACAGGAUACGUUGAUCGGUAGUCUUACAGCCACAUCACAAAUUUCAGGUAGUACUGGUGUCACUUUUUCGGCUAUUGCAAAUGGUCAAGCUGGAAGUCAAGUACCGCCAUUUUAUAUUCAGCAAGAUACAGCAAAUUCAAACCAAGUCAAUAUCUACAUACUGGAUUCCUUGAACUUCGAAGAUGUUAAAUCGUACACAUUCCAACUUAGGGCUAGGGAUAAUGUUGGAGAAGUGUACAAGGAUGUUUUCCCUGUUAUCACAGUUCUAGAUCAGAAUGAUGAAAUACCUAAUUUCCGUGGAGCUGAUCCUCUAUCUACAUAUAUUGAAGCUUCUGUACAAGAAAAUCUCGCCCCAGGAGCUGCAGUAACAACUGUAGCAGCUAUAGAUGAAGAUAUCAACCCUUUGUUUAAACAGCUGAAAUACUCUCUAUAUGGAGCAUAUGCACAAAACUUCAGCAUAGAUGCGUCUACUGGUGCAAUAAUUGCUAGAUCAAGUUUUGACAGAGAAGCCUCUACCAACCAUUAUUAUUUGUUAAAUGUUAAAGUAGAUGAUGGCUAUCCAUCAGCCAGACCUAGUGCAAACGGACAGCCUAAUACUGAUGUAGCCACAGUUAGAGUGAAGAUUGGAGAUGAGAAUGACAACCCACCUAAUUUUGAAAAAAGUAUUUACUAUGCUAAUGUCAAUGAAGAUGCUUUUAUAUCAUCCAUAGUCACAACUGUUGAAGCCAAAGACAGAGAUGAGGCAACAUUCCAGUACAAUAUCGUCCCUGGUCCUGGAUCAUCAUUUUUUUCUAUCAAAACUCAACAGUUGGUCGGAGAAAUUGUUGUGGCUGGAAAUCUGGAUUAUGAAAAUGGUGACAAAGCCUAUAAUCUCACAAUCAGAGUAAAUGAUGGCAAAUAUACUGCUGAAACCUUGGUAGAAAUAACGAUUAAUGACGUGAACGACAAUCCACCAGUCUUCGAUCAACAAAGUUAUGAGAUCAGAAAUGUGACAGAAGAGGUAGUCUACUCGCCACAGAACCCUCUCAUGUUGUUAAAGGCACAUGCAAUGGAUCCAGACACCUUCAGACAGAAAGGCAUGGAGUACAGAAUCUCUAAUGAGGAUCCUGUCAUUAAAAACUUGUUUUCCAUUGAUUCCAACACUGGCAUUUUAAAUCUGGUUGGCAAAUUAGACAGAGACAAACCCAAUGGCAGAGAUGUUUACCAGUUUAACUUACUUGCUAUUGAUGAGCCAGGGGAGACAAUCAGAUUGACAGGAUAUGCAACCGUACAGAUUUUCCCAAUCGACAUAAAUGAUAAUGCACCAAUGUUUAUACCUGAUAAACCAACAGGAUCUGUAAAUGAAAUGUCUCCAGUUGGAACCUCUGUAAUGAGAGUAAUUGCUGAAGACUACGAUGCAGAUAUUAACGCUGAAUUUACAUUCCAAAUUAUUGGGGAUGGAACUCCAAGAACAGCUUUUAGAAUAGAGGGUGAUGGACAGGUGUUUACAACAGUGGCAGACCUGGACAGAGAAAAAUAUGCUCAGUAUUUCUUUGUUGUCCAGGCGGUUGACAAGGGAACUAAUCCACAAACUCAGACCAGUUCAGCAACCGUCACAGUUAAUAUCAUUGAUAUAAAUGAUAAUCCACCAGUGUUUGAGGAGUCUGUAUACCAUGUGACUAUUCCAGAGACCCAUUCUGGUGCAAUUCUCACGAUUAAGGCUGAUGAUCCCGAUGUUGAUGAGGUGUUGAGGUAUUCCCUCAAUACAGAUGCUUACAAACAUUUCACCAUUACAACCCAAGGCAGGGAGGGUAUCAUUGGAGUGUACAAUGGCAGUAACCCUGAUUAUGAAGCAGGAGAAACAUUCUUCAAUUUAACAGCUACAGUAAAAGAUCGUGAAGAUAAAUAUACUGCAUCUACCAACAUACAGAUCACCAUUGAGGAUGUAAAUGAUGAAAAGCCAAUAUUCAUGAUCAAAAAUAAAGAGAUCAGUAAGGAUGAAGGGACUGCAACUCCUAUUGACACAGAACUUGCCACGUUUACCGCAACUGAUCGUGAUACAGGCCUAAAUGGUGAAAUCAGUUACUUCAUAGGAAAAGAACCCAGAGAUGAAAAUCCAAAAGAAUAUUUCAAGUUGGAGGAAUACACUGAUUCUACUACAUCUAAACGGUCAGCCAGAAUCAGACUAAAUAAGCUACUUGAUCGAGAACAUAUCGCUAAACAUACCGUGUAUAUUUUGGCUAUGGACAAAGGUGUUCCUAGUUUGACCGGUACUGCAACAUUGACCGUCAGUGUCAAUGACAUUAAUGACGAGUUUCCAAAAAUCAAAGGUGUUCCUUAUGCUAAAAUAAUGGAAAAUGCACCAAUAAAUACUCUCAUAACGACUGUGUUAGGUGAAGAUCCCGAUCUACCUGACAAUGGACCUCCUUUUGGAUUUGAUGGAAUACCUUGUACUAGCCAAAGUCAACCACAGUGUAAAUUUGAUGUCAACUUUAUGGCAGGUUUGGAUGGUGGAAAUGGUGGAGCUCAAAUCAAAUCAAAAGAAGUAUUUGAUAGAGAGGUUAAGAAGUUUUAUUACCUUCCCAUUAAAAUGUGGGAUAAACGAGGAGUUUCUAAUGUACUGAGUCAGACUGGUACCAAUACACUAACUAUUGAGAUAGGGGACAUAAACGACAACCCACAUGGACCAGGAACACAGAAUAUACAUGUGUAUAAUUACAAAGGAAUGUUUAAGAAUAUUGAAAUUGGAGCUGUAAAUUAUGCAGAUUUAGAUGACCAUGACAUUGAUGACAAGACCUUUGUUGGCCCUGAUAAAUAUACCAAAUUUUUCAGUGUGAACAGGGAGUCUGGAAUGAUAACUAUGCUUCAUAAUGUACCAACUGGCAAAUGGACAUUUAACGUGGAUGUGUCGGACAGAGUUGAUGGGUUAACUACGACAUCCUCCGUUACAGUAAUGAUUGAGGAAAUGCCAGAGGAAGCACCAUAUAAAUCAGGAUCUGUUAGACUCUCAGGUACAACACCAGAAAAAUUCAUUACACCAGAUAGUAAAGGGGAGUCACCUUACGAUAAAUUUAGAACACGUCUUGCUAAUAGCCUUGGAGCAGAUAAAGAAAACGUACAGAUGAUCAGUGUUUUAAAGAAAGACGAUUUCACAGACGUCAGGUUCUCUGCUCACGGCUCACCAUACUACUCAAACACUAAAAUGAAUGGAGCUGUACUCAGAAACAAAAAUGAAUUUGCGCAAGAUGCAGGUGCUACCAUUGAAAUGAUCAACAUCGACGAAUGUUUAAAGGAAACUUGUGAAUCUGGUUGUUAUAACUUCCUUAACGUGACAGGCAAGGCAAACUUGGUGAACGUCAGGGGGAACGCCAUUGUUGGAGUUGAGACAUUUGUCCAAGGGAAGUGUGGAUGUCAUGAACCAGUCAGUCAGACGGAGUGUGACCCUACUUAUUGUUAUAAUGGAGGAACAUGCAAGAAAGAUUACUGGAAUGUUUUGAAUUGUGAAUGUUCAGCAGGAUUUGAUGGACCAAGAUGCCAGUCUACACGUCAUGGUUUUGACGGAACUGGUUAUGCCUUGUAUAAACCUUUGGAACAAUGUGAAAACUCUGAAACUAGUAUAGAGUUUAUUACUUCAAGUGACAACGGGCUAAUUAUGUAUAAUGGCCCUGUGUCAGAUAACUUUCAACCUCAAGAUUAUAUGUCCUUGGAGUUGGCAGGGGGAUACCCAAUUCUAAAAAUAGACCAAGGAUCAGGAGCACAGACACUGUCUAUAAAUAGUCCCUCCCUGAAUGGAGGAAGUAAACUAAGUGAUGGUAAAUGGCAUCAUAUAAAUAUCAGGAGAAAAGGAAAGUUGAUUACCCUGACAGUUGAUUAUUGUAAAGACAUUGCCCCAACUACUGAUGGAAUUGUGGAUGAUAGAUCAAUAUGUGAGGUUACUAUGUCAACGCCUGGUGAAAACAUGUUCCUGAAUGUGAAUGCUCCAUUACAGUUAGGUGGCAGACAGUCACAACCAAACCUACCAGCAGGAAUUACUAAUAACAAGUUCAAUGGAUGUGUUAGAAAUUUACGACACAACAACGAAUUAUAUGACCUGUAUACUGGUUCUGGUACCUACCCAGGAAGUUUUGAUGGUUGUCCAAAGGAAGAUGAUGCCUGUCAAAAGAACAGUGUAAACCUACCCAAGAAAUGUGGUGAUAACGGGGACUGUCAGAUCACUAAUUUGGCUACUAGUGCAACUAUCUGUAUAUGUCAUAGUGGAUGGAGAGGGGAUACAUGUGAUAUUCAAACCUCUAUAAAAGAUUUAGUCAGAACUCAAAGCUAUAUGGACUGGACCUUACAGUUAACUUUCCAGAAUUUGUUAUCUCAAUGGGAUACAGAUGUCCAUGUGAUGUACAGAACAAGGGACACUGACGGAGUUAUCUUCCAUGUCUCUUCCACAUCCACCAAUGAAUUUGUUAGGCUUGAGAUUGUAGGCAAUCAUCUGCAGGUGUUAUAUAAUUUGGGCGAUGGGAAUCAUGUAGUAAGUCUCGACAGAGUAAUGGCAAGUGAUGGACAAUGGCACAAAGUUAUUAUAAAAAGGCGAGGAAAAUUCUUGGCUCUGGCCAUGGAUAAUGGAGAAGGGCCUCGAUACUCAGAAACACAAGGGCCAGAUUAUGGACAUCAUUUGAUGCCUAUAAAAAAUGACCAAAUUUAUGCUGGAGCAGCCUUAACUUAUACCCACAACACGAUCACCAUUUCUAAUGAAAAAGAUCUUAACAGUACUUGUUUGAAUGAUAUUAGAUUGGCCAAUAGCUGGUUUCCAAUGACAGCAGGUGAAAGUCAACAAAAUGUAAACAUUAAACUGGUGAAUGAGAAAGAAGUUACUGAUAACUGUGUACGGAAGGACUGUGAGAAUUCUCCAUGCCGACCACCAUUUGUCUGUCGUCCAUUGUGGGAGAAGUAUGAAUGUGUUUGUGCUCUUCACUACAUUAAACAAGGCAGUACCUGUGUGCCCUAUGACUACUGUGGAAUCAACACACCCUGUCAUCCUGAUGCUGAAUGUGUCAACGAUCCUACUAAUGAAUAUGGAUAUGUUUGUAACUGUCAUUCUGGAUGGGAGGGAAGGACUUGUUACAAACUGGCGAUAGUAGAUACAGAUUCUGCUGGCGUUGGGGCGUGGAUAGUGGCACCAAUUUUAGUUAUUCUGUUGAUUUUGAUCAUUGCUGCCCUUCUUUGGUGGAAGUGUAGGAACACCGAUGAAGGACUGAUUGAGGAUGACGAAAAGGAAGAUUACGAAGUGAGGGAAAAUGUGAUGGAUUAUGAUGAGGAAGGAGCAGGUGAAGACGAUUAUGAUGGCCAUAUACAAGGAAUUGGCAGGUUGCCAGAUCAUUCUCAUUUUGAUAAGCCUGUUAAUGUAAAUCAUCUAGGCAAAAGUGCCCCACCACAACAAGGAGGACCAGGUAUUGGUGAUUUUAUCGGGGACAGACUGGAUGAUGCUGACGAUGAUUCAGGUGCCCCACCAUAUGAUACAAUGAAAGGAUUUGAUUACGAGGGAGGCGGUAGUGAUGCUGGUUCCCUGAGUUCUCUGAAUACCUCCACGUCAGGAGGUGACCAAGACUAUGACUAUCUAAAUGAAUGGGGGCCUAAGUUUGCCAAGCUAGCUGACAUGUACAAUAAAUAUGAAGAUUCAGAUUAGAUUUAAAAAGUGCAAAGAAUGAAUGUGCCAAGCUUGCUAGAGUAGAACUCAUGCAUAUGAAUAUUCAUGCAAUGUGCACAUGAUCAAAUCAGUGGCAGCUGCAUCAAGGAUUAUGCAAAUUAGAUGCAAAUAUACAUUCAGUGUGGAGAAAAUCAAAUGACUGAAAAGUCUUUACAUGACAUAUUUUGUGAUAUAUAUAUUUUGGGGAAAGUAAACAUGAAAUUUAAAUAUAUUGUAAUUAGUUUCAAUUUUAAUAUGACUUUAGUAGAAUUUCCAAGAGCUAAUGUUCAACCGUAUAAAUAUGUUUGAAAUGUUAUUUUUUUUUACUAAAUUAAAUAAAAAAAAGGUUAUUAAUUAAUUUCAUUAUAUAUUGUGUGUAGUUUUAUAAGUUUUAAAUCUAAUUGGGUUACAUGUGACUCCAAAUAAUUAACAAGUGCUCCAUAACUAAAUGUCUCUUGUUGCUCAUUAUUCCAUAAUGAAACUAACAUUCCAAAGACAUCGUCUCUUGAAAUUUUAUUUUAGAGCCAUUGAUAUUUUUAACAAAUCACAUGCAUGUAAUAUAUUAGAGCUUAAAGUAUUUAUUAAAAAAAAUGAAAAAUCACCAUGUUAUCAUACGAUCAAGGAGGUUAUAAUGUUAAUCCAUACACAUUUCUUUUUUUUCACGUUUUUUUCAGGUAUUUUCAGUAUGAAAUGAAUCUCAUAUUUUUUAACCAUUUUUGUAUGAAUGAUUUUUUUAAAGUAUGAAAUGUAUCAAAUACAUAUUGUUGUUGGUACUGUUGGUCCAGUGAAAUCUCUUUUUUAUACAAGUAUUAAAAAAAAUCUUUAUUUUAAUUUUCCUUUUUUUGAAAGGAAAUUAUAUUCCAAUGUUUUUAUAUAAUGUCAUAAGAAUAUAAAGAUAAAAUUAGGCAUGUACUUUCUUUUGAUUAAAUUUAUACAUAUUAUUAGCUUGAAUAAAAGAAAGAUUUCACUGGUAUUUUCAUUCUACCAAUCAUUCCAUUAUUCAUUUGUUGUAGAUACUAAUUUUAGUUGCUAUGAGACAAUUUGUAAAUAAUUCAUUUAAAUGUAAACAUAUCAUAUAAUACUUUAUUACCAGUAUUUUUGGUGGAGAUGGUGUGUAGAAUAAAAGAAUUAGAUCCCAUUUGAUAUAUGGUACUAAAUAGAUUUUUUACCAGGAUUGAUAUAUAUGUACAUGGUAAUGUCUCUGACAUUAUUGGAAAUCCAAUUUUAAAGAAUAUCCUUUAAAAAUAUUCUUACAUAAUUUGGAUAAUUAUUAAUGCUGUACUAAUUAUUAUUAAAAGGAGAUAAUACCAAUCAAGAAAUGUAAUUUAUAUAUUAUUGAAGUGAUAAAGGUUGUAUUUAUACUUGUCAUUUUAUAGUCCUUAUUGACUAAUAGAUAAUGUUUUGUUAAUUCAACAUUCAGAAUCUAAUGCAUUCUGGGUAUAAUUUUCAAAAACGUACACCAAAAUGUUGAUUGUCUAACAAGGUCCUUAACCAUGGAAAUUCGACCAAUGACGUGACACUAUAUUCAUUUGGUGUACAAACAAUUAAAUUAUCCAUAGUCCUUUAGACUCUGAAACAUAAAUAUUCAUUCUCAAAAUAAACAGAAUGUGUAAGACAACUUUUUAACAAAAAUUUUGUUUACCAUGGAUUUCUGGUGUAUAUCACAUGUUCUUGUAAUUCCUGUAUAAAAAAUUUCUUUUUCAUUGAGAGGCGCAUCGAGCAUUUUCUUGAAUACUGUAAAUUCAGAAAUUUUUGUGUACAUUUAUUAUUGCCAUGGUUGAACGAUGGAUAAAAAUGAGAGAUUUAUUAUUGGGAAUUCAGGAAAUGCUGCGUACAAAUAAUUCUAUCAAAAUAUAAAUGCAUUUGUUUUUCUUUAUUUGCAAAACCCAUCUGUUCACAAAGAUAAAAACAUCACAACAAUUUUUGAAUUUACAGUACCUGAUUGACUGAAGUAAAUACAUCAAAAAUGGAAAUUAUUGUCACUUUAAUUAUUGUGAUUGAAAUACUUGAAUAGAAAAAAUAGAUUUUUUAUAUCAUAUACUGUACAUCAUUAAUUCAUUAUACAUUAUAUAUUAAAACCAUUGGUGCAGAUUUUAUUUAGAUGUUUAUGUCUUUUGUAUUGUGAUUGUAAAUAUACUGAACCAAUUUGUCAUGACCUUAUUACAUGUAUAUAUAUUGUUGGAUGUUCCUGUCUGGAGAAAUUAUUUUAGAACUGCUACCCUUCUCUGCUCAGAGUCAUCUCCCAAUAAAAAGUAGUAUAGUUUUAUUUUGGGCUGAUAAUCUUUGUUUAAGAAAAGAUUUCAAAAUUUGAAAAUAUCGAGCUGCUUUUUACAUUUCUACCCUUAUAAUAACGAAGUUUUGUAAUACCAGAAAGUGGAUAGUAUAUACAUGUAACUUUUGCAUGGAAAUAAAAAACGCAAGAAGUUAUGAGCUCUUGAGUUUUGUUACUUCUGUAAUAAUUACUUAAAAUAAUGUUGCUACAAAUUAUUUCUCAUAUGACAUGGUGUAUCCACUAAUAUUACAAUGUUAGCACUCCUAAAGUGCUUUUUGUUUUUGUCAAUCUGCUUAUGCUUGCAGUUUUAUGUAAAUUAUGCACAAUCACUAUCAGCAUUUUUAACUUUAUUGCUAUUAAGUUUAUUAGAAGUAAAUUUCUAGAUAAUUUUGUGAUAAUUAAUUUUAUUUGCAAUUGAUGAUAAGCUAACUUUUGAUAUGUCAGAUAACUUUAUAUUAAACAAACAGGUUCACUGUAAAGCCUAGAUUUUUUUAUUUAAAAAAAAAAUCCUGUAAUUCAUAGUAAAUGGAUCAAAAUUUGAUAAACAGGAAUUUACAAUUAUUGUUUUGAUUAUACUUAGAAAAAAUUAAGCAAAACAUAUUUUUCAAGACUAUAAUGGCAAAUAUAUGUAUUUUUUAGCACAGGUCAUGAACAUAUAUAAUUUAUUUUUUGACAGAAAUCCAUUUAUAUUCAUUCCCAUGGUAACUGUUAAUCAAAGGUUGUGAUUAUUGUUUUUUUUUUUACUUAAGUCAAUUUAUACACUUCAUUAUUUAGAAUUACAUAAAUUAUGUUCUGUUUAUAAACAUGAUUGGUCUAGAGAAAUUAAAUUUUUCUAAUAU